AUGGUUGUAGAUAUUAUUAACGAUCAACAACCCUUUCAUAAUCAUCAUUCGUCUUUUCCUCAUCAUCAACAUCGGACGAAUACAAAAUAUGUAGCCACUAACCCAGCGACUACAGCAGUUUUAUCAAAUGGUCAUCAUCAAAACCAUCGUUUAAUGUCAGAUUCACAUUCACUGGGUAAUAAAGCACAAAAAAUACUCGGUCCACCAAAUGCCGCAUUUAAACAAAAUUCCGAUUUUAAUGAUUAUCCCCAGACAACUCGUGUAAUUAUCGAAUCAUCGAACGCUGUUACAACACGAAAUUCUCAAUUAUCUUUAGCUGUAAAUAGUACAAGUCCAGUAAAUGUGAAUAUACCUAACAUUCCUAUUUCAUCAAGUGAACCAUAUGUGUCUUUGAUGUCAACAACGGCUGAUUCCGGUUUGAUUCCAUCAUCUAAUACUAUUGAAAAACGUGUACAUACAGUUGAACAGCUCGUACCACUUAUCUUAAAGUUGGUUGAACAACCAAAACGUCUUCCAGAAAAUAUUUCCAAUACGAUGCAUCGUUCCAAAUGUGCCAAGCACUAUCAUUGUCAUAAAAAUGGAGAUCUUCAAUUAAGUGAACCAAGUGAUGAAGAAAUUGAGGAUACCAUAACAGUAAAACCCCCAAACCUAUUGCUCAGUGAUCACAAUCGUCUUUCUAAUACUGAUGAUGAAUCCGAAAACGAUGAUGAUAAUGCAAAGAGUAAUCGAAUAGAUGAGAGUCAACAAAAACAAACAAAAUUUUCCAGUAUUAUUCAUCGUUCUUUAUCGAGAGACGACAGUGAUAAGCAUGACAGUGAUUUACAGCACAGUGACAUAGAGAAUGAAGAAGAUCACACUAGGCAAUCAGAUUUCUCAUUAAGCUUUUUUAUUGAGAAAAAAAUGGAUAAUGGACAUCAAAGUCAUAUAGAUGAAGAUGAAAAUCAUAAUACAGAUCCAAUCGUUCCUUUAGAAUUUUCCUCAAGUGCUAUAAUCAAUGAGUAUAAAGAUGAAGAAAGUAUCAACGAACCACGACCAUUCUUUAGUGGUAAUUCCACAGGUUUUUUAACAACAUCAAAUGAUCCUGUUACAACCGUGGAUGAACCAAUAACAAAUUUACCUUCUCCAUCGAAUUUAUUUGCAUUACCACUACCGUCAACAUCAUCCAUCACAGUUAAAACUGAAAAUAGUAAAUUGGAUAUAGCACCCAUGGAUCAAUUGUCGACUUUCGAUGAAGAGGAUAUUAAUAAUUAUACUGAUAAAAAAUUGAAUGAAAAACAAGUUGAUAAUCAUCACAGUGAUUAUAGUGAUCCUGAUGUAUCGUAUAUAACUGAACAAGUAAACUUGCCACCACCAGAUGAUACUGUAGAUAACAUUAAUAUUAAUAAUAAUACGAAUAAUAAUCCAUUACAUGACUUAGAAAUAUCGUCAUCGGAUGACGAUGAACAUAAAACAGUUCCAACUAAACAUAGAACUGAAAACAAGCAUGCUAAACAGCGUCGUAGAUCGACUCUCUUGUCUCCUCCAUCAUCCUCAUCCUCAUCAUCCUCAUCAUCCACAUCCUCCUCCUCCUCCUCUUCUUCAUCAUCAUCAUGUUCUCCCUCAUCAUCUCCAAUAUUAAUUCAAAAAUUAAAUGAACAAAAUAUUAUACAAUCGGUUGAUAAUAACAAAAAUCAAACAAAAACUAGUCCAAAUAUCAAACAAGAAACACCGCCACCAUCUGUAGUCAGUUCGAAAGAUUCUUCUACAAAAAGAUUAAAAAUAAAUCAAAAACUAAUAGACACUCCGACUGAUAUAGAAAAGCCAAAAGUUCAAAAACAAUAUACAAUUGAAAGAUACAACUCCGAUAAAGUAGUAGAAUCAUCUAACGUCUCACUUGAUUCAUCCGUGAACAGUUGCUUAAAAAUAAAAAACGAUAACGAUUCAGUUGUAGUUGGUGAUUAUAAAGAAAAAUUAUCCCCAACACAAGAACAUCAACAGCAAAAAUUACUAAAUUACAAGCUGUGUCCUAUUUCAGUAGCUAAAACGAAUGACAUCAAACUCCAGGCACCUUCAACUUCAACUAGUGAUUUGUCGUGUAAUUUAACCGUCGUAUCACCAACACAUCGUAAAAUGAAACGUCUGAAAGAUAAUACAAUGAUCAGUAUAAAUAAAUCAUCGAGAAAUCCAAAAAGUCGUGAGCAUCUUAACGAAUUAUUAUUAGAUACAUUUUGUAAUCAGUUACCUGUAAAUACAAAAAUUGAUUCGAAACAUCCAGUGUUAUCCAUCAGUAUACCGUUGAGUUUAUUUAAUGAAAAUACGAAAAUGAAUGGAAUUAGAGAUGACAAAAUUUAUAACAAUCAAAAAAGUAAUAGUACAAAACGGUAUUCAGAUGGAAUGAAUAAAACAGUAGGACAAAUUCAUUUAGAGGAGAAUGAAGUAAAUGGGAAUGGAAAAAUUACUAAUGAAUUUGUUUUAAAUAAAAGGGCGAAAACUAGUCAUUGUAUAACGUUACAUGAUAAUAAUAAUAAAUUGCAAGCAAAUAGUGAAUAUAAUACGUUUAAAAACACGAAUGAAAUGGAAAAAAAUUGUUUAACGAACGAUGUUGAUGUAAAAACGAAUGUUACCUCAUCUAUAAACAUUGAUAAAAGUUAUCUGACGAAUAGUCAUUCAUCUUCCGAUAAACUAAGGACGCGUACUGUAUCCAUUGAAUGUGAUUUAUCCAGCAAAGAUAAAUGUAUAAACACAAAAACAACUGAAACACAAACGACAGAAAAUUGGCGUUCUUCCAAACAACAACAAGACCAACAGACAACAAUAUCUGAUAUGGCCAACAAAGCUAACUAUAUAAAAUUGAAAAAUAUGCAAUCAGUUGAGUUAGAUUCGUUGGCCAGACAAAAAAAGAAAUCAGCUGAUGCUGCAAAACGUUUAACACCCGAACAAAUGAUGUUAUAUUCGGAAUCUGUUUGCUAUUUUAUUUUGUGUGCUGUUGGCGAAAAAAAUAUCGAAAGACGAUCCGGUUUAUUAAAAGAAACAUUAAAUAUGUUAAUACAAUUUUUUAAUCGCAAUAAACGCUUUACACCAACAAGUUCAUGUUCAGUUGAUCCAUUACUAAAUGUUCGUCCAAAAUUUUUGCUCAUAUGUUAUUGGUUACAAUCAUUUUUGUAUCAUUUGUGUUUUAAUGUAAACAUGACUGUAUUAGAUCGUUAUGUGACAAAUGUUAAUGAUUUUUUAACUCAAGUUCGCUCGUUAGACGCUAAAAACAAUACGACUAAUACCACUACUACUUCAUCGUCAAUCAGAAAUACUACAGCACCAACGACGGCAUCUGGUAUUGUUCAGAUGACGCCUGGAUCCGAUAAUCCAAUAUCACCAGCUAGUAAUAUUUCAACAAAUUCUCAAACCAGUUCAACAAAUGCCGAUGCAAUUCCAAAUAUGGAAAAUAAUCGCAGUUUAAUUGAUUAUUCAAAAAUCAUGAUGUAUUCUUAUAAUAGUCAAGCAUGUUGGAAUAAAAUCGAUCGCUAUACGAAUGAUAGUAGAACACUCAAAGAAUUUGUUGAACAACUACAACGGCAAAAUUCUAAUAGACGUUUAUCACGUGAUGAUAAUCCACAUGAUUAUAUUAUGUAUAUUUUUAAUGCUAUUGAGUUAAUGCGUUUAAAUCCAGCAUAA
Molecule: messenger RNA, 3648 nt
Organism: Didymodactylos carnosus
Lineage: Eukaryota; Metazoa; Rotifera; Eurotatoria; Philodinida; Philodinidae
Source: the annotation of a GenBank genome assembly